GAUAGCAACUUUUACGGCAGCUUUGCGGAGAUUGGUGCGGGCCAAGAGGUAUCGCGCACGUUUCUGCAAGCGGGCGCAGCCGCGGGCACGGUGGCAAGGUCCAUUUCUGCCUAUGACAUGAAGAUGUCGGAUUUGGACUAUGGCAAGGCCAAGCGCUAUGUCACACGCGAGCGAGUCGAGCAGAUGCUGAACACUGAGUAUGAUGUGGUGGAGAAGAAUCUGCGUGGCACCAAAGGCGAGGAGGCUCGAUUCUUUGCUUUCGCCACCACGCUGGCAGCGAAGGCAUACAUGUCUGACCGCGAAUGCGAAGGCUCGGCAAACGUUGAUGUGGAGGGAAUAGCUUUGCGAAGGAUUCAAAACGUAACGUACUGA
This is a messenger RNA of Symbiodinium pilosum, 372 nucleotides long. The record is from the annotation of a GenBank genome assembly. Lineage: Eukaryota; Dinophyceae; Suessiales; Symbiodiniaceae.